AGACACUACGAUAUUUUCUUUUUUUGGCACAUUACACGGUUUAUGUGUGAUCGGGUCCCACACUUCUGUGCUCGGGUGAUCGGGUCCCACACUUCUGUGCUCGGCUUGCGAGGACGACAAAUUCGACGAUGCCUUGUGUAAGGUGAGCUUGACACCUAAUUUAAUCUGUGGGAUUUUAAAAAUGGAUUAACAUUUGGAAAAGGUGUAAAACAUAAUAGAUGUCUAAUAAAAUAUAUAAAAAAAAAUAAUUUUUUUUGGAUAUCAAAAUUAAAAGGAAGUGGUUCCCUGUGACUUAAUCUAGUUUCAUUUAAUAUACAUAUAUAUAUAUAAACCUCUGUUAUUCUUUUUUUUUUUCUAACAAAGAAGAAAGUGAUGCACACUAAUCGAAUGAGGUUUAACAAAGUGAAAAAAAUGUUCUAUGCCUAUAACGAUGAUUGCAAUUUUGCGGUAUAUAUUAUGGCUGCAUCUCAUAUAGUAUACAUUGUGUCUGCAUCUCAUUUAGUAUGCAUAUGUCUGCCUCUCAUUCAAUAUACAUUAUGUCACCUCAAAUUCAGUAUAAAUUAUGUCUGCCUCUAUGUAGUAAACAUUAUUUAUGCCUCUCAUUCAGUAUACAUUAUGUCUGUCUCUCCUUGAGUUUUAAAUUAUGUCUGCCUUUCCUUAGUAUUCAAUAUUUCUGCCUCCGAUAAGAUAUAUAGAAUGAUCGAGAGAUAGAUCGAUAGAUAACCGAUGGAUUAUCGAUACGAUAAAUAGAUCGAUAAACAGAUAGAUAUAGACAGAUAGAUAUAAAGAGAGAUAGAUAGACAGAUAGAUAGUUAGAUAGAUAGAUGGAUGGAUGGAUGGAUAGAUAGAUAGAUAGACAGAUAGAUAGAUAGAUAGAUAGAUAGAUAGAUAGAUAGACAGACAGACAGACAGACAGAUAGACAGACAGACAGACAUAUAGAUAGAUAGAUAGAUAGAUAGAUAGAUAGAUAGAUAGACAGAUAGAUAGAUAGAUAGAUAGAUAGAUAGAUAGAUAGAUAGAUAGAUAGAUAGAUAGAUAGAUAGAUAGAUAGAUAGAUAGAUAGAUAGAUAGAUAGAAAGAUAGAUAGAUAGAUAGAUAGAUAGAUAGAUAGAUAGAUAGAUAGAUAGAUAGAUAGAUAGAUAGAUAGAUAGAUAGAUAGAUUUUUCAAAAUCAAUUACGUUCAAUUUGUUAAUGGAGAAUUCCAGAUUUACUGAUUGCAAUACUUAAACAAACAACCACCUUUAUUUGUGUUUAAAGUUUUAUUUAAUCCACGAAUCCUAAUGACGUAUUUAAAAAAAAAACUUUUACCUGCGAGUUCUAUUUAAUAACUUCUGUGAUGGCUAUCUCCCCCCCUCCCAUUUACCUCCCUUAAGCAUGUCGACCCCCAAACCCCCUCUCUUGCCCUUACCUUUUUACACAGUCAGUAACAAAUAUCUGGCCACGUGUCAUUGAUAAGACCUGUCAAGUUUUGCAGAAAUUAUCCGAAUUCAAAGAAAGACGUUACCAUUGGCUGACAGACAUUUAUGACCAGUUGUGUAGCUAGGGGUGUUGUCACCCUGUGCGGUAAACUCAUGUUGUCAUCCUGUGCGGUAAACUCACGGUGUCACCCUGUGCGGUAAACUCAUGGUGUCACCCUGUGCGUUAAACUCAUGGUGUCAUCCUGUGUGGUAAACUCAUUGUGUAACCCUGUGCGAUAGACUUACGGUGUCACCCUAUGCGGUAAAAUUAUGGUGUCCCCUGUGCGGUAGACUCAUGGUGUGACCCUGGGCUGUAAACUCACGGUGUCACCCUGUGCUGUAAACUCAUGGUGUCACCCUGUGCGUUAAACUCAUAGUGUCAUCCUGUUCGGUAAACUCAUUGUGUAACCCUGUGCGGUAGACUCAUAGUGUCACCCUAUGCGGUAAACUUAUGGUGUCCCCUGUGCGGUAGACUCAUGGUGUGACCCUGGGCUGUAAACUCACGGUGUCACCUUGUGCUGUAAACUCAUGGUGUCCCCUGUGCGGUAGACUCAUGGUGUGACCCUGGGCUGUAAACUCACGGUGUCACCUUGUGCUGUAAACUCAUGGUUUCACCCUGUGCGGUAAACUUAAUGUGUCCCCUGUGCGGUAGACUCAUGGUGUCACCCUGUGCGUUAAACUCACGGUGUCACCCUGUGCGGUAAACUCAUGGUGUCACCCUGUGCGGUAAACUCAUGGUGUCACCCUGUGCGGUAAACUCAUUGUGUAACCCUGUGCGGUAGACUCACGGUGUCACCCGGUGCGGUAAUCCUGUGCGGUAGACUCAUGGUGUCACCCUGGGCUGUAAACUCACGGUGUCACCUUGUGCUGUAAACUCAUGGUUUCACCCUGUGCGGUAAACUUAAUGUGUACCCUGUGCGGUAGACUCAUGGUGUCACCCUGUGCGUUAAACUCACGGUGUCACCCUGUGCGGUAAACUCAUGGUGUCACCCUGUGCGUUAAACUAAUGGUGUCAUCCUGUGCGGUAAACUCAUUGUGUAACCCUGUGCGGUAGACUCACGGUGUCACCCUAUGCGGUAAACUUAUGGUGUCACCCUGUGCGGUAGACUCAUGGUGUGACCCUGGGCUGUAAACUCAUGGUGUCACCCUGUGCGGUAGACUCACGGUGUCACCCUGUGCAGUAAACUCACGGUGUCACCCUGUGCGGUAGACUCACGGUGUCACCCUGUGCGGUAGACUCAUGGUGUCCCCCUGUGCGGUAGACUCACUGUGUCACCCUGUGCGGUAAACUCAUGGUGUCACCCUGUGCGGUAGACUCACGGGAUCACCCUGUGCGGUAGACUCACGGUGUCACCCUGUGCGGUAAACUCAUGGUGUCAAACCUCUUCCCAAAACUUCUAAUCGAUUUCUUCUUGUCAAAAUACGUCUCCGGUAUAACACUGAAAAGAACAACAAAUAAAUAAAUCAUGUAUUUAAGGACCGUAACAACGAUUAGAUAUAGCUACUUUUACAUUAAAUUUACUUAAUUUUGAAGUAUGUUCCUUUCGUGGUCUUCAAGGCUACAAACUUGUCAAUCACUUUAUCAAAAUGCAUAUGCUUCACCACAUCACAUUCAAUUGAUAAUAGAGCAAGAUCAGAAAGCCGUGACUGUCCCCUAGUGGAUCGCUAAUAGUUCUUGAUAGGACCUUAGUUUUGAAAAUCUCCGCUCACAUGAAGCCACACAAACUCACAUUGUAAAAACCAAUUAAAGGCAUAGUGAGAGCAUUGGAAGAGUUUCUAGGAAAUCCCAUUCAGCUAUAAAUCUCAAAACAUCAAAUACUUACCUGUCCAUGAAUGUGUGAUAUUCAACAUUUGCUGCCUUAUAUGUCUUCUUAGUCGCGUAUAUUUUUUUUUUCUUUUAAAAGUUCAUCUUCUGAUAAUUCAUUAUUGGAAAGACGUUAAUUUCGGAACGGGCACCAUUAAAUCUUCUUCACUUGCUGGUAGUUAAUUCUUGGGGUUGGCUAGUGACCGGGUUUUCUGACCUAAGUGUGACAAAGGUGUGAGGAACACAUUUUGUUAACUCCAAAAUGUUCACGUCAGUUAGGCAAGAUCGUUUUCACAGUCCAUCAAUUUGUGGGAAUGAAAACUUUAGUGGAGCUAAACAUAGUAUUGGAAAUGAACAAUUUUGUGGAGAUGAACAAUAUAGUGGAGAUGUACACAGUAUAGGAGAUGAACAAUGUAGGGGCUGUGAGAAAUGUAGUGGAAAUAAACUAGGUUUAGGAGAUAAACAAUGAAGUGGGGAUGAACAAUAUAGUUGAGAUGAACAAUAUAGUGGAGAUGAACAAUAUAGUGGAGAUGAACAAAAUAGUGGAGGUGAUCAAUAUAGUGGAGAUGAACAAUAUUGUGGAGAUGCACAAAUAGUGGAGAUGAUCUAUUUAGUGGAGAUGAACAAUAUAGUGGGGAUAAACAAAACAGUUGAGAUGAUCAAUAUAAUGGAGAUGAACAAUAUAGUGAAGAUGAACAAUAUAGUGAAGAUGAACAAUAUAGUGAAGAUGAACAAUAUAGUGAAGAUGAACAAUAUAGUGGAGACGAACACUAUAGGGGAGACGAACAAUAUAGUGAAGAUGAACAAUAUAGUGAAGAUGAACAAUAAAGUGAAGAUGAACAAUAUAGUGAAGAUGAAAAAUAUAGUGGAGAUGAACAAAAUAGUGAAGAUGAACAAUAUAGUGGAGAUGAACAAUAUAGUGGAGAUGAAAAAUAUAGUGGAGAUGAACAAUAUAGUGGGGAUGAACAAUAUAGUGAAGAUGAAAAAUAUAGUGAAGAUGAACAAUAUAGUGAAGAUGAACAAUAUAGUGGAGACGAACACUAUAGGGGAGACGAACAAUAUAGUGAAGAUGAACAAUAUAGUGAAGAUGAACAAUAAAGUGGAGAUGAACAAUAUUGUUGAGAUGAACAAUAUAGUGAAGAUGAACAAUAUAGUGAAGAUGAACAAUAUAGUUGAGAUGAACAAUAUAGUGAAUAUGAACAAUAUAGUGAAGAUGAACAAUAUAGUGAAGAUGAACAAUAUAGUGGAGAUGAACAAAAUAGUGAAGAUGAACAAUAUAGUGGAGAUGAACAGUAUAGGGGAGACGAACAAUAUAGUUGAGACGAACAAUAUGCUGAAGAUGAACAAUAUAGUGAAGAUGAACAAUAUAGUUGAGAUGAACAAAUAUAGUGCAGAUGACUAAUGUAUUGUCGAUGAACAAUGUAGUGGAGAUUAACAAAGUAGUUUAGAUGAACAACGUAUUGGCCAUGACCGAUGAACGAUGUAGUGGAGAUGAUCAAGGACUUGGAGAUGAACAAUGCAAAAGUAAAAAUCUAUGGGAGGGGGGCCAUAUAAACAAUGUAGGGGAGAUGAACAACGUAAUGGAGGAAAGCAAUGUAAGGGAGACAAGCAAAUGAAGCGAAAAAAAAAUCAAAUCAGCGCAUAAAAGUAACAUUGCUUGUAACAAGUCCGGAUUAACUUCCGGUAAGACAACCUGGUUUUAAAGUCAGAAAAGCCAAACGAAGCGCAAACAACCGUAACUCUGUCGUACAUCUUCACACUAAAACUUUGAACAUUUUCUUCGAUUCCUUGCCUUUUUUAAAUUAUAUAUAUAUAUAUAUAUAUAUAUAUGUAUAUAUAUAUAUAUAUAUAUAUGUUUCUUUUUAAAUUUAUGUUUUAUAAAUUUUCGCCGUUUAAAAAUGUUUUUUAAAAUUUCAUUUCUUUUUAAAAACUUUUGCACAAACGUAUCUUGAACUUAUAAGCGUCUGCUUUCAAUACGACGNCGACGAAUCUCACGAAUGCUUUCAAUACGACGAAUCUCACGAAUGCUUUCAAUACGACGAAUCUCACGAAUGCUUUCAAUACGACGAAUCUCACGAAUGCUUUCAAUACGACGAAUCUCACGAAUGCUUUCAAUACGACGAAUCUCACGAAUGCUUUCAAUACGACGAAUCUCACGAAUGCUUUCAAUACGACGAAUCUCACGAAUGCUUUCAAUACGACGAAUCUCACGAAUGCUUUCAAUACGACGAAUCUCACGAAUGCUUUCAAUACGACGAAUCUCACGAAUGCUUUCAAUACGACGAAUCUCACGAAUGCUUUCAAUACGACGAAUCUCACGAAUGCUUUCAAUACGACGAAUCUCAUGAAUGCUUUCAAUACGACGAAUCUCACGCUUUCAAUACGACGAAUCUCAUGAAGGCUUUCAAUACGACGAAUCUCAUGAAGGCUUUCAAUACGACGAAUCUCACGAAGGCUUUCAAUACGACGAAUCUCACGAAUGCUUUCAAUACGACGAAUCUCACGAAUGCUUUCAAUACGACGAAUCUCACUAAUGCUUUCAAUACGACGAAUCUCACGAAUGCUUUCAAUACGACGAAUCUCACGAAUGCUUUCAAUACGACGAAUCUCUGGAAGGCUUUCAAUACGACGAUCUCACGAAGGCUUUCAAUUAACGAAUGCUUAGCUCACCAGAUCGAAUUUGCGUCAAUUGUUUUUGUUGUUGUAUGACCGCACUAUCUUGUGCUUGGUUUCUUGGUUUGUUGGUUUGUUUGUUGUAUGACCGCACUAUCUUGUGCUUGGUUUCUUGGUUUCUUGGUUUGUUGGUUUGUUUGUUGUAUGACCACACUAUCUUGUGCUUGGUUUCUUGGUUUGUUGUUUUUUUUGUUGUAUGACCGCACUAUCUUGUGCUUGGUUUCUUGGUUUGUUGGUUUGUUUGUUGUAUGACCGCACUAUCUUGUGCUUGGUUUCUUGGUUUGUUUGUUUGUUUGUUGUAUGACCGCACUAUCUUGUGCUUGGUUUCUUGGUUUGUUGGUUUGUUUGUUGUAUGACCGCACUAUCUUGUGCUUGAUUUCUUGGUUUGUUGGUUUGUUUGUUGUAUGACCGCACUAUCUUGUGCUUGGUUUCUUGGUUUGUUGGUUUGUUUGUUGUAUGACCGCACUAUCUUGUGCUUGGUUUCUUGGUUUGUUGGUUUGUUUGUUGUAUGACCGCACUAUCUUGUGCUUGGUUUCUUGGUUUGUUGGUUUGUUUGUUGUAUGACCGCACUAUCUUGUGCUUUGUUUCUUGGUUUGUUGGUUUGUUUGUUGUAUGACCGCACUAUCUUGUGCUUGGUUUCUUGGUUUGUUUGUUUGUAUGUUGUUGGUUUUUGUUGUUUUUUUGGGAGGGGGUGGAGUGGACAAAAAAAAUAAAUUUGAUGGAAUUGUAAUUUGAAAGCUUCAAACAAGGCUUCAAACAAACAAAGAAACGCAUCACAUGUCGGACCGAAAAAGUGAUCGUGUGAACUGAGAAAAUUUACGUCUGAUCUUACUUAAAACAAUAUAUUAUACAAAUAUUAGUCAUUUUCCCCAUAAAAAAUAGACCAGUUUUCGUCUCACCACAACCCAUGAGCUUGACUCGUCUAAGAUGUCCUUUCUCGUGUUGUAGGUCAAGCCUCAGGGAAUGUCUUGCCUGGCGGUUAAGAUCGGGACUGCUCAAGAUGACGGGAGCGGUCGCAUGUUUAAUAGUACUCUACAUGUCUGCCCUGACCACGUAAGUCAAAGACGGGGGUUAGCGUAUUCCGUUCAAAAUGUUGAUCUUGGGCCUCGACGGUUUUAUCCGUUUGUUUUCUGUUAUGUAAUUGCACCCCUAUGCUCUACACAUAUGUCGUGAGUUUAAACAACUUCAAAAGGAAAUUAAAAAGAAAACAAAAAAACUCAAUUCCUUUGACAGGGAAUGGCGGCUAAUCAUGCGAUAAGCAAUACUUAUUGUUUAAUUGGCUGCAUAAUUUCUGAGACUUUAAAAAAAAAAUGUUUUUAAAUAUUUUCAAACAUGCUUUCACUAGCUUAAACAGCAUCGAUGAAUCACAGGCCAAUACAGGGCCUUUCUACUUGACGACGAUCUUUCAGAGUCGCCUAGGCAACCAUUUGUUUAUUUACGCGUCAUUGCUUGGACUAGCCAGGGCGCAGAACAGAACCCCAUUCAUACCUUCAGGGACGUACCUGGACAACGUUUUCCAGAUCUCCCAUGUCGAUGACAGCAUCAGCGCAGAAGGGUGAGAAUGGCUUUUUACUUUUCUCGCCUUCAACAAAAAUGAAAUUAGUAGUAAAUGAGAUUUUCAUAAUCGUUCGGUAAAGAUGAAUUCGUUCAACGCAAUCUGUGAUUGGAGUUUAAUCUUCUUCAGUUAGAGAGUUAUUGCAUACAAGGUAACACUAUCAGUCUUGUGGAAUCUAUUUGUACUAACAGUAUUUAGUAAAUACAUUAUCUUAUCAUAAACUGUUUAUGGCAUAUAAGAGAACUCAGUAUAAAAAUAACACCUUUUUCAUUAUUAAGGUGAGAGAGUCAUGGUAUUUUAACACAGUAAAUUUACUGUCACUCUUUUGUGUUUAUUGACGGUUCGACAUUAAUUUUUCUUUUAAAAAUUCUGAACUGACUACAUUACAACCAUUAUAAUCGAGUCAUUUUUUAUUAAGUCUUUAAAACGUUUAAGAAUUUUGAGAAUAUAUUUUUUUUUAUUUGAACAUCACGGUGUACCAUAAAUCCGAUACAUCUGAUGAAUCAGCCUGAAGAAAACAUAAAUGUGUCGAUAUCUUAUCCACGCUCUUAAUCUAUAUCAUAACUUAUCAUUUAAAAAUAAUUUUUUUUUUUUAAAAUUUCAAUACGCUAAUAAAGACUUAGCAGAAUAGUCGAUGCAAAUGCGUACCGAGAAUGGCCCUAUUGGCAGACUUUCUCAGAUCUUCCCAGGAAUAUGUGUGCUAGUCAGUUUACACUACUCAGAUGUGGUGAGACGAUUAAAUGAACAAAAAAUAGUCCCGUGUUUAAGCAAUAAAAAAAUAUGAUGAACAGACAAACAACCAAACAUACAAACAGACAAAGAAACAUACCAACAGACAAACCGACAAGUUUGAAAUGCGUGUAAAAAAAGAAGGACUUAAAGAAUAAAAAUAAAUUAAAAUUCUGAUUUUCACCGUCAUCCUCCGCUGCUCUCCAAUGUAAUACAUUCUUGACCACUAUCCCACAGAUUCCGCCUGAUGAGGCACACAACUUUUGGCGUCGUGUACCCCAGUCUGUGGAAUCUGCCAAGGGAAAACAUAACAUUGCACGGGCCACGGGAAGUCUUUCGCUAUUUCGAGAACAUCGAGGACGAGGUUAGGCGAGAGUUCACCUUCUGCGCGCCUCUACAGAGACAGAUCAAUGAGACGUUGGGCAAGGUCAGAGCAGAGUUCAAAGGUCAUGUUAUCGUGGGAGUACACGUCAGACGGGGUGAUUUCCUAAUAGACUUUAAUAAAAAACUUGGAUUUGGCGUCCCGAAGGUGUCGUAUUUCAUAAACGCAUUUCACAGAAUGAGGUCAAUGCUGAAAGGUAGGAAGGUCACAUUCUUGACGGCAAGCGAUGACCUCGAAUGGUGUCACGAAAAUUUAAAUUUUACAGACGUCAAAAUACUGGAGCCCGGUUCAGCCGAGCUGCACUUUGGUGUCCUAGCCAAUUGUGAUCACGUGAUAUUAUCCAGCGGAACCUACGGCUGGUGGGCGGCCUGGCUGGCUGAUGGUAUUUCCAUUUACUACGACGGGUAUUUCAGCAAUGGAUCUCGCAUGAGGUCGGACGUUAACUUAUCAGACUAUUAUCCACCACGAUGGAUAGCUGUCGGAGACUGACCGACCUCAGCGAACAAAAUAUCAAACAUACCUCAAAAGUAUUUAUUAUUUAAUUGGUGAAAGGAUUCAGAUCUAUUAUUUUUUUAAAAACAAUUAAUGAUUUCGGUCCAUUGCAUAUAUAUUGCACACACUGUUCUUUUCCAUUACAUAUAAUUGUGUAUAAUUAUAAUUUGUGCAUAAAAUAUGCUGAUAUACAUUUUUUUAAUCAAAUAUUUAUAGGUUUUCUUUUUAAAUGUGUUAUUUGGUUAUGUGUCCACGUCAGUGCGUCAUACUGAAUGCUGUGCGCGGUCGAGCUCGACCGUCAGCUUUUGUCGAAUUGCCCAAAACGAUAAGGUUUUCCUUGGGUUAUAUACGUUUCAAAGGAUGCAUGUUACAAAAUGCAAGUAUGACUUCGUAUAUUUAUAGGUGUGUCAUAAGCAGCUCUCUUUAACAGAAUACAUUUGUCUUAAUAUGGUCAGCUCUUGUGUGGUGUGUUCAAUGUGGUGUGUUUAUGUGGAGUUUCGUAUGUGGUAUGUGGCAUCUUCUAAGUGAUGUGACAUUUGCUAAAUGGGAAAGGCGUAAAAGAAUGUAACGUCAAAGCAACAGAAUAACGAACGUGUCGGCAGGAAGCCUUCGUCAGCGAACGAACAGGCAGGAGAAACAGAAUAAAAUGUUCAAAAUAGCACUUAGCUGAGAAGUAGUAUCCGUGAGGGCAGCACAAGAAUUGUCACAGAAAAUAAUUACAUGAGAGAUUAAAUGGGGGGAAGAGGAAAAGAAAAGAGGGGGAAAGAAAAGAUUUACAGACAAAUGUAACGUUUUAAAGGAUGUCUUUUUAAAAAGAGUUAUUCACAGAUGUCUAUUACCUCUUGCGCAAUUAAUUUUUUUUUUAAAUUUCCAUUCCAAAAAGAGGCCAUUUUGGAUUAUCCCUGACACCGAGUCUUUACAAAAACCACUCAGAAAAAUGAAGUUAAUAGUACACAUUUAUCCCCUUAAAAUCCGAA
This is a messenger RNA of Lymnaea stagnalis (great pond snail), 10070 nucleotides long. The record is from the annotation of a GenBank genome assembly. NCBI's taxonomy places the organism in Eukaryota, Metazoa, Mollusca, Gastropoda, Lymnaeidae.